Messenger RNA from Oncorhynchus keta (chum salmon), 777 nucleotides. RefSeq lists its product as uncharacterized. The coding region runs from base 30 to 776 and encodes 248 amino acids. Lineage: Eukaryota; Metazoa; Chordata; Actinopteri; Salmoniformes; Salmonidae. The record is from RefSeq and is a predicted model, not a curated record. The transcript has 7 exons.
CCACAGUACACAGUACAGGCAUUACCACCAUGUCAGACAGGUACAACUUCCUGUCCACCACAGUACACAGUACAGGCAUUACCACCAUGUCAGACAGGUACAACUUCCUGUCCACCACAGUACACAGUACAGGCAUUACCACCAUGUCAGACAGGUACAACUUCCUGUCCACCACAGUACACAGUACAGGCAUUACCACCAUGUCAGACAGGUACAACUUCCUGUCCACCACAGUACACAGUACAGGCAUUACCACCAUGUCAGACAGGUACAACUUCCUGUCCACCACAGUACACAGUACAGGCAUUACCACCAUGUCAGACAGGUACAACUUCCUGUCCACCACAGUACACAGUACAGGCAUUACCACCAUGUCAGACAGGUACAACUUCCUGUCCACCACAGUACACAGUACAGGCAUUACCACCAUGUCAGACAGGUACAACUUCCUGUCCACCACAGUACACAGUACAGGCAUUACCACCAUGUCAGACAGGUACAACUUCCUGUCCACCACAGUACACAGUACAGGCAUUACCACCAUGUCAGACAGGUACAACUUCCUGUCCACCACAGUACACAGUACAGGCAUUACCACCAUGUCAGACAGGUACAACUUCCUGUCCACCACAGUACACAGUACAGGCAUUACCACCAUGUCAGACAGGUACAACUUCCUGUCCACCACAGUACACAGUACAGGCAUUACCACCAUGUCAGACAGGUACAACUCCCUUGAAACUUUGCAGAUUGCAGCGUAUGAAUAUAUAAUUUAAU